GUACCCGUCCCGUCGGUGAGUCGGUGAGGAAGCAUCCGAGCACGGAGCUGGGUUGCAGACGACUGGCCGAGGAACCUGGACUAGGCUACGGCGUGAGAAAAGCGUGUCCAGCGGGGCCAGCAGAAGCCGCGCAGGGGUUUCAGGUGGAACCGAGGGACUUUGAAUAUGUCGGGGAUUGCCCUCAGCCGACUUGCGCAGGAAAGGAAAGCUUGGAGGAAGGACCACCCUUUUGGCUUUGUGGCUGUCCCAACAAAGAACCCUGAUGGCACGAUGAACCUGAUGAACUGGGAGUGCGCUAUCCCUGGGAAGAAGGGGACUCCGUGGGAAGGAGGCUUGUUCAAGCUACGGAUGCUUUUCAAAGAUGAUUAUCCGUCCUCACCACCAAAAUGUAAAUUUGAGCCACCACUGUUUCAUCCAAACGUAUAUCCUUCUGGCACAGUGUGCCUGUCCAUCCUGGAGGAAGACAAGGACUGGAGGCCAGCUAUCACAAUCAAACAGAUCUUAUUAGGAAUACAAGAACUUCUAAAUGAACCAAAUAUUCAAGACCCAGCUCAAGCAGAGGCCUACACAAUUUACUGCCAAAACAGAGUGGAAUAUGAGAAAAGGGUUCGAGCACAAGCGAAGAAGUUUGCCCCCUCAUAAGCAGCGGCCUGGGCUCCAUGACGAGGAAGGGAUUGGCAUGGCAAGAACUUGUUUACAGCCUUUUGCAGAUCUAAGUCGCUCCGUACAGUUACUAGUCGCCUGGGAGGGUUGAGCGGGCACCAUUUUCCAUUUCCGCCACUGGCAUAUACAGUCUCAAUUCGCUGAAUUGCCCCAGUUUUUCAUACAGGGUCUCUUCCUUCAGUCUUUUGUAUUUUUGAUUGUUAAGUAAAACUUGCUUUUAUUUUAAUAUUGAUGUCAGUAUUUCAACUGCUGUAAAAUGAUAAACUUUUGUACUUGGUAACCCCCUAGGAGUGUCGCGCUCGGAUGCAGGCAUGCUUCCCACUGAGCUCUGGCCUCCAGCUGGCUGUAUGACAGAACCACACUGUCCCUCCUUCCCUACCCUCGUCCUUCUCAGAAACCUGGGCUGUUGCUUCUGAGCCUCAGAUCCAAAGUUGGCCAGCGUCUCCAUUCUGCACCACUUCCUUUGUGUUUAUAUGGCGUUUUGUCUGUGUUGCUGUUUAGAGUAAAUAAACUGUUUGUAUAAAGGUUUUUGUUGCAUUAUCAUCAUUAAAAUGUGAGGAGGUGCCUCAGGAUGUCUGGCCCUCCGCACAUGGCUGCAGCCCUUGCCAGGCACCAAGGCUGAGCCCCAGGACCAGCACCUAGGAGGUCUCACAGCUUCUGCUAGGGACAUGCCCAGGCCCCCUGCAGCUCCAUCUUCAUUUGGUUCUUUGUAAAUAGGACUGUGUACAGAGAUGUGUUCUGUUCUCCCCACCUGGGUCUUUGGGCCUUAAGGUACCAGGCAGCGUUGAGAUCCUCAUGAAAUUGAAAUCCACAUCCAGCCUUCGUAAGUCCAGCAAGGUCAAAGACUGGCUGACCCAGACCAAGGCUGAGGCCAGGUGAGAGCCAAGGACAAACUGGCCUACAUUGAUCUCCCUGCCUGUUAGCUGUGCAGUGGGCCCCACUGUGGCCUGAAUGCUAGCUUCAGGCCUUUCGAUGCCCUACCCUUGCACCUGGAAGAGGCAGCCCUGCCACCAGCCCAGGCAAACAGCGGGUCCUUCCUCUAGAGCACCUGAGCACACAGCUCCUGCACCUCCUGGCCUGCUUUCAACCCUACCUACCGCCCGGGAGACCAGCCUGGUGUGGCCUCGGCACAGGAUGACCUCAGGUACUACCGUCCAUAUAAACUCUGCUUGCUGGAGCUGGUCUGGGUGAAGCUGCUCUUGGCAGUGGCCUGCCUGGCUGUGUCUAUGAUCUUGGGGCUUACAGAACACAGGGAGGUGCAGUGGACAUAGACAGUGAUCAGUCUCCAUCAGACUUGUUCCUGAGGCCCCCUGGAAGACCCUUGAAAUGGGAACCAGGCACCAGUGGCUCAAGUUCAGGGACCAAUCAAGGGGGUGGCCAGGUCUGCAGCCAGGAGUCUUCACUCUGGAAUCAGAGGGACUUGUGCUCACACAGCUGGUGGCACCUGUAUGGACUGGGCUGCCAGUGCCUUGUGGGUAUGUUUAGACACGAGUAUAGUCAGGAGCUGAGUUUGGAUGGACAGUUGCAGCUAAUGGCACAGGCAGGGCCUCACCCGGGGAGUUCAGGCUGGUGUGUGUGUGUAGCCUGCUCUCAGAAUGUCUUAUUUUGUAACAACUGACUACAUUUAGUAAUAGGUACACAUGUAUAUGGUUAAUAUAUGGAAAUUCAAUAUAUUUUAUAGUUAAAGUAUUCUAAAGUAACUGAUGUUUCUAGCAAACUGUAGUGACCCCAGCUAUGAAGUGUUCCUUUUGUACCACAGUCCUUGGAUUACCAGAGAUGUGAAUCUUGUAACAUGAGAAUGUGGUCUGUGACCAUCCUGUGUUAAGAUGGUGGGGAGGAGGGUAUCCCAGCAUGACGCCUCAUUGGUAAGGAAUUGUGGGCGACAGAUUAACCACUGUAUCUACAAAUCCUCUAAUUAAAACAUUUCCACAAACUGCA
Messenger RNA from Arvicanthis niloticus (Nile rat), 2601 nucleotides. RefSeq names its product ubiquitin conjugating enzyme E2 I (gene Ube2i). Lineage: Eukaryota; Metazoa; Chordata; Mammalia; Rodentia; Muridae. The record is from RefSeq and is a predicted model, not a curated record.